This is a messenger RNA of Gordionus sp. m RMFG-2023, 2576 nucleotides long. RefSeq names its product long-chain-fatty-acid--CoA ligase ACSBG2-like. NCBI's taxonomy places the organism in Eukaryota, Metazoa, Nematomorpha, Gordioida, Chordodea, Parachordodidae. Gene Ontology annotation, cellular component: membrane; endoplasmic reticulum. Gene Ontology annotation, molecular function: long-chain fatty acid-CoA ligase activity. The transcript is spliced from 14 exons. The record is from RefSeq and is a predicted model, not a curated record. Bases 194 to 2389 code for a protein of 731 amino acids.
AAAAUCUUAAUCAAAUUAUUCUGUUUUUUUAAUGGUUCCUUAUAUAUAUUAUUAUAGUUCCCUCAGUUUCUAUUUUCAAUCUUGAUAUUCUACUUAUAUCAUAAUAAUUCUAUCCCUUAAGAAAGUUCAUAAAGUUUCUCAUUCAGAAGAGACCCUUCAAAACUUAUUUUAAGAAAUUUCAAUACCUCGAGGUAUGUCGGAUUCAGAUGAUUCUAGUUAUCAUAUACCUAACGGAAUAGCAAACAAGCAGACGGUCGAAUAUAAUUUAGCAGAAGCUACGAAUUAUAUAUGCCACGAUCCAGAAAAAGCAGUUUUACUAAGGCUAGAGCCAAGCGGUCCUGGAUCUAUAGAACCCGUUACCGUCCCAGAUCGGUUUCUCAAAGUGGUCAGCUCUUAUCCCGAUUUUGUAGCUUUGAAAUAUCAAGUUUACGAUGAUAGUUGUGAACCCAUAGAUCAGCCAUGGAUAUCGGUCACUUACAAGGAGUAUUACGAGAUGGCCAGGAGAACUGCUAGAGCCUUUAUCGCCAUAGGACUGGAACCUAAACACGGCGUUGGUAUCAUGGGCUUCAAUUCACCCGAAUGGUUUUACUCCAAUUUCGGUGCUAUAUUUGCUGGAGGCUUAUCCACCGGAAUAUACACCACAAACAAUGCGGAAACGUGUUAUAAUAUUUUGAACGACAGUUGCUCGAAUUUGGUUGUAGUCGAGGAUUCCACGCAAUUAGCUAAGAUUCUUAAAAUUAGGGAUAGACUACCGAUGCUUAAAGCCGCCAUACAAUAUAGGGGUAAGCCUCAAACCAAUGUAACGGGCGAUGGAUUCAAGAUUUAUUCGUGGAAAGAUUUCAUACAACUUUCUGAUCAUGUCACGGACAAAGAAUUAGAAGCUAGACUGAGUACUUUGCGCGCUAAUAUGUGUUGUUCACUUAUUUUUACUUCCGGUACCACAGGAAAUCCUAAGGGUGUCAUGAUAAGUCAUGACAACUUAACCUGGACAUCCAGACAAGUCGCUGUGAUGAUUAAAGUAAGGGAUCACAAAGAAGUAUUACUAACUUAUUUACCAUUGAGCCAUGUAGCCGCUCAAAUCGUGGAUAUGUAUCUUGUUAUGGAUACCGCGAAUACCAUAUACUUUGCACAUCCCGAUGUUCUCAAAGGCACCCUAGCUCUUUAUCUUAGACAAAUUAGGCCUACGAUAUUCAUAGGAGUUCCUAGGGUGUGGGAAAAAAUCACGGAAAAAAUGCAAGAAAUGGGUGGUCAAGCAACAGGCAUAAAAAAGAAAAUAGCAGCUUGGGCUAAAGAAGUGGGUUCGGAGGGAACAGAAUCUCUCAUGAGGGGUAAACCCGUUCCGUGGACCUGGGGCUUGGCUAAUUUUCUUGUCUUUAAAAAGGUUAAAAAAGCCUUAGGCUUAGAUCGGUGUUAUUACUUAGUCAGCACGGGUGCCCCGCUAGCCAAAGAAACGCGGCUCUACAUGGAUUCGCUCAAUAUUCCCAUCAUGGAAGUCUAUGGUAUGAGUGAAUGCACUGGACCAGCCACGCUCAAUAUCCCGGGCCUUGGAAAUUAUUGGGGAGGCAGUGUGGGAAUCUCCAUGCUUGGGACUCAAAAUAAACUCGGUACUACCGCUGAGGAAUCUUCUGGAGAACUUUGUCUCCGAGGUCGUCACGUGUUCAUGGGUUAUAUUCGUAAGGAGAAGGAAACAAACGAAACAAUAGAUAAGGACGGUUGGCUUAGAACCGGGGAUUUGAGUAGACUUGAUAUGACACUGACUGGGGGCCCUUUCGUUUACAUUACUGGUAGGAUUAAAGAAUUAAUAAUAACAGCUGGAGGAGAAAAUGUGGCACCAAUUCCUAUCGAAGACGCUAUAAAAAACGAACUAAGAGAGUUUGUUAGCAACGCCAUGGUCGUGGGAGAUUACAAGAAAUUCUUAUCCGUCCUUUUGACCAUCAAAACUGAACUUGACUCCUCCACUAAUACACCUUCAGACACUUUAACGCGUCCCGCUCAAGCUUGGCUGUCAUCUAUCCUAGGCGAGGGAAGCAAUAUCAAAAGUGUAAAACAAAUUAUAGAACAAAAACCAGCCAAAUUGCAUGAUGUUAUUAACUUAGCUUUGAAAAAGGUCAACGAUGAAGCCGUAAGUAGAGCUUCCAUGGUACGUAAAUGGACAUUCAUACUAAAAGAUUUCAGUGUCGUUGGCGGAGAAUUAGGUCCUACGAUGAAGUUAAGGAGACCAAUAGUCGUUAAAAUGUACACCAAACAAAUUGAUUCUUUAUAUCAGGAAGAUGAUGAUGAACAUAGGGUUAUUAAAGCAAGAGACAGUACUAAGCAACAUUUAUCAGCAGAAGAUACUAAUGGUUCUGUCCCGUUGAAGCAUUCGGAGAGUUACAUUACGCACAUCUAAUUCUAAUGAGGAUUUUUUUUAUUAAUCUAGAGAACUUUACAGCUAUUACAGAAAAAUUUUAGGAUAAUAAAUAAUUUCAUUAUAAUUAAUGUUUUUUUUAUUGGCUCUAUUUUACACACAAAUAGUUAAUUAAAAUAUUAAUACAAUUGGUUAUUUCAGUAUUUAAUGUUAAAAUGUCAAAAUAUAG